AUGGUUUCUAUCAGUAAAAGAUCUACAUUUCAAGUCGGUCAGGAACUUGCCAAUGAAAAAACCCUUACUUUGUCUUCGACGUCGAACGAAGGCUAUUUGAUCUCCCUUAGACCUUUGGUCGAGCCCACCGAAUCUGAAAAGGAGUUUCCAUUCGAGUGGGCAUUUGCUGGCCCACCUUCUAGUGCCAAAAUCGAAAAAAAGGACGAAUUGACUGAUGCAAUUGACUUUGAGUUCGAAUACGAUACUAAUGUUCAACUGAACGCAGAAAACACUCACAGAGGUGUUAUCAAAACAGUUUGGAAAAAAUGGGUGAGUGGUUUAGUCGAGGAAAGAGGUCAGGUUUUCCCAUUUGGAAAGGAUAAAGAAGCCGUUGACUUUUUUGAACUGUGGCAGCCAUUGGAUGCCACGCGGUCCGAUUUCGUGAUGCUAGAUGGUAAUAGCGAAAACCAGGAGACUGCUAGAUCUGUGGUUCUCAGCGUGGACAACGCCGAGUUCAAAGGUUUAGUGAUUACUGUGGGAAGAUGGACUCAAGGCAUCCUUUUCAAGAAAAACGAGCACACGUUCAACGGCUUGAACAUUCUAAGGGCCCUAGAGCAGCAAGAUGGCACAUGGAAAACGCUAUUACAGUACGGCCCCGAUUUUGGAAAUUUCCCACAGACGUUCGCCGCGCCAGUAGCGUCGUCAGUCGAUGGGGGCGCCCUCAAAUGGAAAGUAGUCGAGUCCAAUGUUUAG
Molecule: messenger RNA, 732 nt
Organism: Lachancea meyersii CBS 8951
Lineage: Eukaryota; Fungi; Ascomycota; Saccharomycetes; Saccharomycetales; Saccharomycetaceae
Source: the annotation of a GenBank genome assembly